GCGAAUUAACGGUCUGGAUUCCAAUCGAACAGAUGGUAUUGAUUCUCAUUCGCCCGUCACCAGAAUCAAUUGCGACACCCAAUGUCACCGGCACGCUUCACUUGCUUUCAGGGAAAGAACUGAUUCGCCGACAGAAUUCUCCGGCCUUCAAUGGAGAAGAGGCUUCGCUCAACCCUCCGUACUUCAGCAGUAGACUUUCUAUUGUCAGCUUCCAAGCAAGGGUUCAAAAGCGAAUCGAAACCCCAUCUCAGAACCCUAAUUCACAGUCUCAAAGCUUCUCCUGAGAUCGUCGGUUCUCUCCCUACGGCCCUCUGCAACUCCAUUUCUCAAGCAAUUGAGAAGUUAAAGAACCUCAACGACCCGAACUACGACGGCGCAGACCUUGCUUCGGGAGAAAAUUCCCCCAAGACGCCUCCUGCAAAGAGGGUUCGGAGGUCUGGUCGAAACCGGAAAAAAGAAGACGUCGAUUCAAGUGCAAAAGAAAGCAAGGGCAGAACUGAGGAUGUCAGGCAGUCUGUGUUGGAAACUUUGCAGUUUUAUGCUUACAUUUUGCUCCAAUGCAUAUCACAUCCCAGAGGUAUAUUCAAUGCCUCUGACUUGCUACCGGCUGCUCGCGAGUUGCAUGAUAAUUUGGUGCUAUUUGAAAUGGAUACUGGGCUGUCAUGUGAAACUGCUAGCGUUUGUGAGGUGUGGUGGAAAAGGGAUUUAACAGGUAAGGAAUCACUUAUAACUCAGUCACUGCCGUUUAUGUUGUCCAGGGCUUUGACAUUUAAGAAAAAAGUCGAUGUGCAAAGAGUGUAUGCUAUGCGUGAAGCGUUGUUGUUGUUUGAUUUUGAAGAUGAAAGCAUUGCAGAUUUGAAGCUACUGAUGAUGAGAUGUUUGAUUUCACCUCUUUUCUUAAAAACGGAAAAUGGCAGGAAGUUUAUAGCAUUUAUGUUUGGGUUAAGCAGGCAACUAGUGAAAGAAGCAUUGGCAAUGAUUAGGUCACAGGUUCCUUUUGGGCGUAAAUCAGCUUUGGAGGCUUUUGGGGAAAUAUCUUUCAGGGCAUGGAAGGCGGCAGAAGGGGAAGCAAGGAUUGAUAUAGAGGAUGGGUUCUUGCAAAUGAUGAUUGAUAGUGCUAUACAUGCAAGCUCACCUGCAUUUUCUGCAUCGAUUAGGAGGAUUUUGUGGGGUUUCAUUUCUCAGAGAACUACUGAUGGGGUUGAAAGGGUCCUUUUUCGUCUUGCCGAGCCAGUCAUUUUCCGCUCCCUGCAGGUUGCAAACUCAAAUGUUCGUCAAAAUGCACUGCACCUACUUCUGGACUUGUUUCCUCUUGAAGACCCUGAUGCUAAAAAAGAGGCAAAAGACGCACUUCUUGAGAAACAGAUCUUUCUUAUGGAUAAGUUAGUCAUGGAUGAUUGUCCAGAUGUGCGAGUUGUAGCGGUUGAAGGGUUCUGUCGGAUUCUUCAUAUGUUUUGGGAAGUUAUUCCUUCACUUACAAUAAGUAAAAUACUCACAAAGAUUUUUGACCAAAUGGUGUAUGAUGCAUGCACUGAAGUCAGACUUUCUGCAGUUAAUGGUAUUGUGUAUCUACUGGGAAACCCACAUUCUCAUGAGGUUCUCAAAGUUCUUUUACCAAGACUGGGUCAUUUGAUUUCGGAUAGUGCACUCUGCAUUCGUUCUGCCAUUGUGGACCUCCUCCUCAGCCUGAGUGAUAUAAGAAACUUCUACUUCCACAAGGUAGUCAGUAUUGAUGCAUUGCUUUCUCAAUUGGCAGGUGAUCAACCAGUUGUUGCACAGAAAAUCACUAAACUUCUUCUCCCUUCAUAUUUCCCCUCAGAGGUUAAACCGGAAGAAGCUUGUAAGCGUUGUGUCACCCUUAUAAAGAGGUCUCCUUCAGCUGGAUCAAGGUUUUGCGAAUUUGCUGUAUCAGCUGGAGCCACCCUCCCGUCCUUAAUAAAAUUACUGAAAGUUUUGAUUCAUUUGGUUAUUUCAGAGGAUGAAAACCUGGAAAAAGAUCAGAUUAAUAGUAUGAUUAUUGCCACUUCGCAUCUUUAUAGCCAUCUUGUUAAGGAAACACCUUUCAAGGCUAGUCUUAAGAAACUGCUAUCAGGAAGAACACUACAAACCCUGUUUGGUGCAGCAACUACAACCCAAGCUAAAUCUUCUAUUUGUAGUAUUGUUUCAACAAUUUCUGCAGAUGACGUUGAUGAUCUUUUUGAGGAAUUCUUGCCCUUGGUAACCAAUUGCAGUGGACUUACUGGUAGUGUGGAAAGGCAAGCUGAGGUGAGAUCAGUACACAUGAUGAUGUUGUCUUGUGGUUGGUUUGAUGAUAUGUUUGAAUCUCUAUCAGAAAUUCUUCAAGAAAUUGUUCACUCUAUGAAUGACUCAGCUGUACAAGAGGCUUCAUCCACUAAACGGAAGAAGAAAAAAUCCUCCACCAAAAGAACUUCAAAAUGCAUGUACCCUAACCUGAAAAAGGCAUUGAGCAAGGCCAAAUUCAACUCUGCUGACACAUAUGAGAUUGCUGAGGGAAUAGCCUUUCAAGUAAAUGAUCUACUGCUGUUUGAAAGUACAAGAAAAGCCGUGCUAGGGUCUGGAACAUUAGAAACUGUGUUUCUUGCUUUGAAGACUAUCUCAGAGUUUAGUAUUUUGCAGCCUGGGGAGUGUGGUGACAUGAAUGUAUAUCCACUUUUAGCUUACACAGCUCUUAGCUUGCAAAUGUCUGCAAUAAAUGUCAGUGACGGUGAAGCUAAGCUAUCUUCAAAAAGGAAAGCCACAGAAUCAUCCUCAACCGCAAAGAGAACUGCUUCGGAUCUGACAAUGGAUCAUCUUCUGGACUGCACAAACAAGUUAUUUAAAUCAAAGGGACAUAACAAGUGUUUCCCAGCUAAAGUGAAGAUCCUAACAGCAGUACUGAAGUUCAUUGUUGAUGCUAUUUCAAUGGAACUUGCUCACCUAGAUCCACAUACCUGUAUGAAGUUUGCCCUGGAGUAUGUACAAUUCAUCUCCUCCUGCUUCAGAAAGUACUCCGUUAACCAGCUUCAAUUAAAAGAAGAAGGCAUAAAAGACACACUACUGUGUGUGAGUAGUUCCUUCACAUAUGGAGCCAAGUUAAUAAAUCUUGUGCUAAAGAAUCUCUUUGAUACUUCAACACCACAAUUAGUAGCUUAUCAUCUCGCUAAUGAAUUGCUUAGUCUCACAGUUUGCAUUGAACACAACAUAGGCCAUAGCCACGCAACUCGUUUAUUGUCUGCUGCUAACCCUUGGA
Molecule: messenger RNA, 3250 nt
Organism: Cuscuta epithymum
Lineage: Eukaryota; Viridiplantae; Streptophyta; Magnoliopsida; Solanales; Convolvulaceae
Source: the annotation of a GenBank genome assembly